CGUCGACAACCAGCACCUUGUCUGUCUUCUCCCCCUGCCAGGCCAGACCAGACGUCCUGCCCUGUUCGACGCAAUGGCUGCCACGAAGCACUCUCUCGCUGACAGCGAGGUCGCCGUCCGGCCCUCCAAGAAGACCAAGGUCGAAAACGGCGACCAUGUCGACAAGGCGCAGCUGAAGAAGGACAAGAAGGAGAAGAAGAAGGAAAAGAAGGACAAGAAGCGCAAGCCGGAGGAAGGAGACGCUGAGCCCGCGACCAACGGAGACGGCAGCGGCGCCGACGAAGAGGCCCUGCGCAAGGCCGAAAAGAAGGCCAAGAAGGAGAAAAAGCGCGAGAAGAAGGAGAAGAAGCUGCAGGCGGCUGCCCAAGAGGAGCAGGCCUCCCCCGAGUCGCAGGACGUCUCCAUGGCCGAUGCGAAUGGCGCUGAGAACGCGCCCGUCGAGGAAAAGAAGAAGUCCAAAAAGGACAAGAAGAACAAGAACAAGUCCGUGGCCGCGACAGAUGGCAGCGCCGACGUCCCCGCCCGCGGCGCUUACGUCCAGACCAUGAGCCUUUCGAGCGUCCCGCAGGCCGACAUCGACGCCUUCCUCGCCGAGCACCAGAUCACAAUCACCGACCCCCGCAACAAGGAUGCGCCGCUCCGACCCGUGACCGAGUUCGACCACCUGCCGUCGACGAACCUGCUGGAGAAGAAGCCCUCGCCGUUCGCCAAGUACAAGGCCCCGACGCCCAUCCAGGCCGCGUCCUGGCCCUCGACGCUUAGCGGCCGCGACGUCGUCGGCGUCGCCGAGACGGGCUCCGGCAAGACCAUGGCCUUUGCGCUCCCCUGCGUCGAGGCCGUCUCCGCCAUGGGCACCCGCGGCACCAAGGCCGUCAUCGUCUCGCCCACGCGCGAGCUCGCCAUGCAGACGCACGAGCAGCUCGCCAGCCUCGCCACCCUCGCCAAGCUCAAGUGCGUGUGCCUGUAUGGCGGCGCCUCCAAGGACGACCAGCGCAACCUGCUCGGUCGCGGCUGCGACAUCAUCGUCGCCACGCCCGGCCGCCUCAAGGACUUCAUGUCCGACGGGACGGUGGACCUCAGCGGCGCCGCGUUCGUCGUGCUCGACGAGGCGGACCGCAUGCUCGACAAGGGCUUCGAGGAGGACAUCAAGCAGAUUCUGGGCUCGUGCCCCGAGAGAGAGCGCCGCCAGACGCUCAUGUUCACGGCCACGUGGCCGCAGUCGGUGCAGGCGUUGGCUUCGUCCUUCAUGGUGGAGCCCGUCAAGGUGACCAUUGGUUCCGGCGGCAAGGAGACGGAGAACGGCUCCGUCGAGCUGCAAGCCAACGCGCGCAUCACGCAGCGCGUCGAGGUCGUCGAGCCCCGCGACAAGGAGUUCCGCCUCCUGCAGAUUCUCAAGCAGCACCAGCAGGGCAAGGCAAAGAACGACCGCAUCCUCGUCUUCUGCUUGUACAAGAAGGAGGCCACGCGCGUCGAGGGCUUCCUCGCCCGCAAGGGUGUGCGCGUCGGCGGCAUCCAUGGCGACCUGAAACAGGAGCAGCGAACGCGCAGUCUCGAGGCCUUCAAGACGGGACAGACGCCCGUCCUCGUGGCGACGGACGUGGCCGCUCGCGGCCUGGACAUUCCCGAGGUAAAGCUGGUUAUCAACGUAACCUUCCCCCUGACCAUCGAGGACUACGUCCAUCGCAUCGGGCGCACGGGCCGUGCCGGCAACACUGGCGAGGCCAUCACGCUCUUCACUGUGCAGGACAAGGCGCACUCCGGAUCCCUCGUCAACAUCCUUAGGGGUGCUAACCAAGAAGUGCCCGAGAACCUGCUCAAGUUUGGCACCACGGUCAAGAAGAAGACGCACGACAUGUAUGGCUCCUUCUUCAAGGACGUCGACAUGACGCAAAAGGCGACCAAGAUUACGUUUGAUUAGAUGGGCGUCAUGUUUUGCGCGGCGAUGAAUUAUUUUUUUUUAUUGUCUAGAUGGCGUUGGGGCAUUAUUGUUUGGCGGCUCGCCUGCCGCGAGCGGCACGGGCACACUCGAGGAGGAAUGUGCGCUCAAAAAAGAGUCUGCGGUUGUCAGUACAUGGAUCAAAACGGAGACGAGGGGCGUGUGGGCCGUACAUCAAUAGAAGCAACGGGGCUGCCGUGCCCGCGACCUUUGCCAAUGUCCUCACGGGCUCUGCCUCCGCC
Molecule: messenger RNA, 2178 nt
Organism: Purpureocillium takamizusanense
Lineage: Eukaryota; Fungi; Ascomycota; Sordariomycetes; Hypocreales; Ophiocordycipitaceae
Gene: DBP3
Product: RNA helicase
Exons: 3
Coding region: 74-1918 (614 amino acids)
Biological process (GO): rRNA processing
Cellular component (GO): nucleolus
Molecular function (GO): RNA binding; ATP binding; RNA helicase activity
Source: RefSeq, a predicted model, not a curated record